Messenger RNA from Xiphias gladius (swordfish), 1437 nucleotides. It is a transcript of the gene ufsp1, whose product is annotated as UFM1-specific peptidase 1 (non-functional). The coding region runs from base 119 to 757 and encodes 212 amino acids. Lineage: Eukaryota; Metazoa; Chordata; Actinopteri; Istiophoriformes; Xiphiidae. The record is from RefSeq and is a predicted model, not a curated record. The transcript has 2 exons.
GGUGUGCAGUAGACGACACUUUUAAUUGGAUGCUUGUGAGAUUGCCAAAAAAGCUUAAAGCCCAAAGACAGAUGGGGCUAAUGCACGAUCACGAAGAAGUCAUGGCGGGCAUUUUGACAUGUCACAGUGGGAAAAGGACAGGGAUCCCGCAAAAUGUACUCUGGUGAAAGGAGACUAUCUAUACUUCCAUUAUGGCUGUGAUGGACAGGAUGACAGAGGCUGGGGAUGUGGCUACCGCACCAUUGAGACAAUGGCUUCCUGGCUUUGCCAGAACUGGUCUCCACCUAAGUACCAAAACAGACCCCCACCGAGCCUCCCAGAAAUUCAGCAAGCCUUGGUUGCAAUGGGAGACAAGCCAGGCUCCUUCUCCGGCUCCAGGGAGUGGAUAGGAACAUUUGAAGCCUCCCUGGUCCUCGACUAUUUCUAUGAUGUUCCCUGUAAGUUGGUCCAUAUUAGAGGCGGAGAGGCAGAGCUGGAGCGUGUUGCAGUGGAAGAGCUCCAUCAGCACUUUGAGAAGCACGGGUCUCCAGUCAUGAUGGGAGGGGACAGGGACAAUUCCUCUAAGGGGAUAUUAGGGGUGUGCACGGGGGACAAGGGGAGCUACUUGCUAGUCGUUGACCCUCACUACUAUGGAUGUCAGCUGGAGAAGACAGAGCUGCAGAGGCGAGGGUUGGUAACGUGGAAAAGAUUAUCAUCUCUGGAUCAGACCUCAUUUUAUAAUCUGUGUAUGCCUCAGACUGCCAAAAUAGGAAAGUAAAAUAAGUGGCAGACCCAUGUCUGUUUCAGGCUUACAAGUUAAUCUUUGUUUGUCAAGAUGAACUACAGGAAAUUGUGGAAUUUUCUCAUUUAGAUGCAUUAUUAAGUGUCCUAUUGGGACAGACAACCUUUGAUUUGCAUGUAUUUUUAAAAGAUGAAAGGCCUUCCUGUGGAGGAAAUUUAUAAUUGCAAAGUAGUUAAAGAACUUCCACAUUAUUGUUCAAUUAAAAUCCUGUUAAAUUUCCAAUUUUCUUUGACAUACUUUAAGUGUUUCCCUCAAUCUUUUUUUUUUUUCCAUGCUUCAAAAUUAAAUUAAAUUAAAUUAGUUCAUAUUUAUUUGUAUUACAUUAAAUUCUUACCAUGGUGUGAAAUUGCAAAUGAAGCCGAAUUAUCAAAAAUUCUGAACUGGGAUUUAAAUAGGACAUGAUUGUUAGUGAGAGUGGUUGUAGCGCUGUACGCUAUCAAUAUUGUGACUAUUACAAGAAAUUUAAUUCACUUUAGAAAUAGCAAAUGUAAAAAUAAAUUCCUUUGGUGACAGUAUUUUUUUUUUUUUAAUCAUUUGACACUGGAUUUAAUGAACAUUUAUUGGACUUUAGGCAGCUAAUUUUUAGCUUUAGUUGAAGUAAUUUUUCAAACAAAAACGCUAAAGACUAUGGUUCCAGCUUCUCAAAUGUGAAGAUU